Molecule: messenger RNA, 1427 nt
Organism: Ixodes scapularis (black-legged tick)
Lineage: Eukaryota; Metazoa; Arthropoda; Arachnida; Ixodida; Ixodidae
Product: THUMP domain-containing protein 3
Exons: 8
Coding region: 10-1275 (421 amino acids)
Biological process (GO): tRNA methylation
Molecular function (GO): tRNA (guanine) methyltransferase activity; RNA binding
Source: RefSeq, a predicted model, not a curated record
UACAGUAGCAUGACCCGCGAUCCAAUCCAAUCCGGGAAAAAUAAAAAAAUGGCGGAAUCUGACGAGCGCGAGAAACCCGUGGGCAAGGUGUACGAGUUUAACCCCACAUGCCGCAUAGAGGCGACGGUCGUGACGGGUCUUGAGCACAUCGCCAAGGACGAAUGUUGGAGCAAACUCGGCGCCCAACCUGAAACCGCCAGAGGCCGGAUAUUUUUCGAGCUGCCGGUCGACCGAGUCGGCGAGGUGUGGAAGUUGCAGGGCAUUGACAACUUGUUUGUGGUCCUAGACACCUUCAAGGACAAUCCCCUGCCAGCUAGUAAGGAUGACCUGACGCCUGCGCUUACCUCACUGGUGGACAAGGUACACUGGGUCACGGGCCUGGAGGUGUGGCGCCGUCUGGUGGGUGGCGUCGACAAGUUCUCUCUGGAGGACUUCUUCCGGCAGCGGGACGGCGGGGGCGAGGGGGACCCGGAGCGGCGACCCAAGUUUCGGGUGACGUGCAACAGGGCGGGGCAGGCGCACAAGUUCACGUCGAUGGAGGCGGCGGCCAUCUUCGGGGGCGCCGUGAACGACGCCUUCCACUGGGGCGUGGACAUGAAGCACUUCGACCUCGAGGUGGUGCUCAACAUCGGCGAGGAGGCGGUCUACGUCUGCCUGGGGCUCACCAGGGGCAGCCUGCAUCACCGCAACCUGGACCAGUUCGGGCCGACCAGCCUGCGCUGCACCAUCGCAUACAACAUGCUCCGGCUAUGCGACCUGCGGCCUGGGGACGUCGUCUGCGACCCCAUGUGUGGCGGAGGGUCCAUUCCCAUCGAGGCAGCCAUCAACUGGCCAGACACAAUCACACUGUGUGGCGACAACCACGAGCUGGCUGUGCAGAGGACUUCGGCUAAUCUGGUGGCCCUGAACGACAAGCGAACCGCCAGCGACGAGAAAACGGGCAACCUCCCAGCUGACCUGCUCCGCUGGGACGUCAACCGGCUGCCGCUCCGCAACGGCUCGGUGGACAUCUUCGUGACGGACCUCCCUUUCGGGAAGCGCAUGGGCUCGCGGCCAGACAACAGGACCCUGUACCCAAAGCUUCUGGCAGAACUGGGACGCGUGGCCCGUCCCAGGACGGGCAAGGCUGUCCUGCUCACUCAGGACAAGAAGACCCUCUCUGUGGCCGUCGGACGCACGGGCAGGCUGUGGCGCCAGUCGCGCGUCUACGGAGUCAACGUCGGAGGGCUCGCAGCGGGGAUCUUCGUACUGCGUCGAACGGACGCCGCGGUGUAACGAAGCCCGUUACACCUCGGUUACACCACACCCACCGUCCCAUCAGCGUGACACCGCCCGGAAAUCAUCACAUUACUUUCGGGAUUGCUUUUGUAAGUCGGCGAGUGGCCGGGUUUAAGUUGUUUGCACAAUAAAAGUCAUUGCACCUUGUU